This is a messenger RNA of Geodia barretti, 687 nucleotides long. Lineage: Eukaryota; Metazoa; Porifera; Demospongiae; Tetractinellida; Geodiidae. The record is from the annotation of a GenBank genome assembly.
CUGUACCGGUCCUUCUGGGAUUCAGAGGGUAGCCUUCACUGGGGUAUAUUUGACAAGUCGUCCGACGAGUCUCCGGCCGGCGAUUCCGGGAACGUGCGGGCCGGUUUCCUGUCGGCCUGUUCGCGUCUGAACGAGAUAAUGCUGGCCAAUGCGGGCAUCGAUGGGGAUGCUAGGGUGCUGGACCUGGGGUGCGGCAACGGCAACACCGCCAUGUGGCUUAGUCGCGCUACGGGAGCGAAGGUUACCGGGGUAGAUUUGAGUGGGGUUCGCAUUGCCAACGCAAUUGAAUCGCUGCAAAAAUCCCCUGAUCUGGCCAAGACGUUGCAGGAAGCGUACCGGGUAUUGCGGCCGAGCGGUACCAUGGUGUUUGACGACCUGAUCAAACCGAAGCCCGACAUCAGCGACGAGGCGCGUGCCUUUGUUUACGACCGGCUGCUGUUCGAUACCGAUUUCAGCUUCUAUUCCUAUAUGGAUGCUUUGCGCGAAACCGGAUUCCGGGUGCUGGAAGCGCGGGACCUGUCGGCGCACCUGGCUCGCAGCUACGGAUGCCUUUCCGAAAUGGCUGCGUCAGCCGACGAUGCCGCGCGGCAGGAACGCUUUACCGCGCUGUCGGAUGCGUACCUGAAGAUGGUGAACGCCGUGCAGAAUGCCGAACUGGGCUGGGCGCAGUAUCUUUGCGUGAAGUAG